GCUUGGAUAGUAGUCACUUUAUUCAAUUGAAGAUUCCCAACCAUUUGCGGAUGAAGGUGAGGAGCUGAUGAACUCACGAAGGCUAUCCGUCAUGACAGUCUAUAUCCAGGAGCUCAACUUUUGAUAGAAUUUGUGGUUUGGCCAAUUGGCUUAACAAGCUCAUUGAUGACCAUGGACAUUAUUGUGAGCGAUGAGUUCGACUUGGCUACUUCCGACAUUUUAUCUCUAAUAUUACCCACUGGGUUGCUGACGCUGGUUUAAGUUGAACUUGCACCUUGUGAUCAUCAUCAUCCAACUGUGACAAUGUGUAGAUCUUGUGGACUGUCUCGCUGAAUGUGUCUCGAGUGACUCUGAUGCUGUCCGUGGUUUCGAAGGUUGGGCGUUGCUAAGUUGGAAUGAAUUUGGGACGAAGUGCAUAGGACACACUUACAAGUAGGCGGGAUUUCAAUUCUGCAAAAUGAGAAAGGUCAGAAAGAAAACCCCUCUUCCUGAGAUACAGGAAGAAGGGCUCCUGACUCCACUUCGUAGAGGGCAAUCUGCAUAUGUUCAAUCAACGAGCACAGACUUCAGAAGGUUCACUGACUUGGAGUCGGGACCGCAAAGUGAGCCCUCCCUCACCUCACAUGUUGAGAUGGCAGCUGCUCUGGUUGAUCAGGCGAUGAUGGGCAGGUGGAUGCCAUUGGCUGUGGUGUAUCACAAGGACUAUCAGAGUGCCAAGAGCGCUUUUCUGCUGUAUCACCAAUUUUUUUUUGUCAGAGGCAUCGUAUAUUUUCUGUUGAUGGUUCUUCCAUUUUUCGAGAUUCCUGCAUGGUGUGAUGGCGAUCUGCCACAUCCUUGUGGAGACCCACAAAAGUACCCUCUCAGUGGCUUACCUUAUAUUCGUCCAUGGAUAUCUGUUACUAUUCAGGUGUUUUGUGUAAUGGUGCUAGUUUGGUCCGUCUGCCUCCAAUGGUAUUUUCUAAGGGCGCAAUUUUGGGUUGGUCGCGUGGGAGUAUACAAGGUGGUAGUUUUAAGUUUGAUGGUAAUUUCUACACUUACCUCGACUAUCGGAUUAUCUGAAUUGCGUGGAAUCAACUUAUCCAUGUACAUUCGGCUACUAGUUCCUAUCGUCUUUAGCAGGGCUAUACGAGGUUGUUUCCGUAUGACAAUGCGAAUUGUACACACGUUUAUGGAUAUAGCGGUGCUGGUAGGGACAUUUGUAUUACUCUCAGCCUGGCUGGCAACAACAAUAUUCUCAGAGACGUCGGUUGAGUUCAAGGACUUCAGCACAUCCCUGCUAAGCCUAUUUGUGCUGCUAACAACUGCAAACAAUCCUGUUGUUUGGGCUUCAACAUAUGAUACCAACCGCUUGGCAUUCUUCUUCUUUUUCUUCUACAUGAUUGUGGGGUUAUACUUCUUGAUGAACUUGGCUUUCUCCGUGAUUUACAGCAGUUACAAAGCACAGAUGGCUGUUGAGGUUGCUAAGCGUAUAACAGCACGUCAAGGAAAUUUGAGGGCGGCUUUCAGUUUGUUAGAUACUCGCCAUCAAGAAUGGAUCGAUGGUGCAACAAUGGUUGCCCUUUUCCUAGCUAUUGGUCGCUACAGGCACAUACCUGAUGUUCGAGCUCGGGCUAGCCGACUUUUCCUUGCCCUCAACAAACGUGGAGAUUUCAAGAUCUGGUCUGAUGAGUUUGAAGAACUCUGUGAUGUUAUUGCAAAAGAGGUGGAACGGCAACCAGUUAUUUCACGUCUGAAGAGGCGCCGCAGCAACUCUGAUAUUAACUUCAUAAAACACCCCUUUUACAAUUACGUCAUCUGGGCUUUGACACUCUCUUCUCUAUCGAUUGCCAUUGCCGCACUGAAUGUCGGUGGGGCAGUGCAAACGUUGUUGAUCAACCUUGAAUUUCUAUUCGGCUGGAUUUUUGUUAUGGAUGGUGUGCUGAAGGUAUGUAUACAAGGUUGGAAAUUCUAUUGGAGCAUUCAUGUAAACCGAUUUGAUUUUGUUGUCACAUUCCUGAUUGUGGCUGUUCAAGCUGUAUCCCAUUUCCAUGACGACGCUCGAAUCUGGGUUUCUUACUUAAUCAUGGCUCGUAGCUUUCGAGUUCUUGCGCUUGUCACUAUGAUCUCUCGCUGGCGUUUGAUGGGCGAAACAUUGGUACACGUGAUUCCGGCAACUGCUCCGAUACUGGUGCUUCAGUUCCUCGUCUGUUCUCAUUUUGCCUUACUGGGAAUGCAUCUCUUCGGGGGCCUUAUUUACAAGGAGAACGCUGCGUUGGCAUACACCGAGUAUGCACAACAUGAGUUUUACGCAUUCAAUUUCAACGACUAUGCGUCAGCGAUGGCUACAUGCUUCAAUUUGUGUGUUGUGAACAAGUGGUAUGUUAUAAUGGACGCAUAUGCAGCGGUUACUGGAACUAGGUGGAGUCGCACUUAUUUCAUAGGUUUCUGGGCCAUUGCAGUAGCUUUCACCCUCAAUGUUGUUGUGGCUUUCUUUGCUGAGGCAUUCACCAGCCAAAUGGAGAAAGCUGAGAAGCUCAAGGCUCGAGAAAAGAGAAGUUCAGAACAGGAAUUGUUACCUCGUGCUGGUGUUUUGAUGAGGAAGAAAUCUGGUGGUGGUGCUGGUAGCUUGCCACGUCGAACAGCGAAGUCUCUGUCAUACUACGAUUUAUAUGAAGAUAUUGUUAAGAAAACUUAAAAUAUCCCUCAUUAUGUUCCUUAAUUAGAUUAUUAACUGUAUUUAGCAGGAUGAUGGUAGUCUUCACUUCUGGGUACUCAGAACUAGGAUAUCGAUGCCAACUAUCUUGACCUCACUUAGCAGCCAACUGCUGCUUGUGGCGUUUGAUUUGAGAGGACUGCCUUGUCACCAAGAUGGAAAGGUUUAUUUCAAUUCUUCUUACAGUUAGUCCUGAAUUACUCAGUUUCAAACCAUUUAGUCAUUAUCUGUAAAAUCUGCAAAUAGAAGUAAGAAGUAUAUGGUAGCCAUUGAGCCUCGCUCUCUUGCAUUGCCACCUGGUUUGCUGAAAUUCUAGAGAGAUGUAGAUGUGAAUUAGGUAGUUCUAGCUUCAGCGGCUGGACUCUAAUCCAGUUCUGACCACCUCUGAGUUUAUGAACAUGUGUACGAGGAGAAAUGCACAACUCCCAACUUAAGCGAGGAUGGGUCUUGGUUUAAAUUAAUGUAUUAGGUAGCAUGUAGAAUAGCAGUUUUGGUGUAUUCUCACAACUAAUUAGUAGGCUUGUGGAGGA
Molecule: messenger RNA, 3222 nt
Organism: Physcomitrium patens
Lineage: Eukaryota; Viridiplantae; Streptophyta; Bryopsida; Funariales; Funariaceae
Product: two pore calcium channel protein 1
Biological process (GO): transmembrane transport; monoatomic ion transport
Cellular component (GO): membrane
Molecular function (GO): voltage-gated calcium channel activity
Source: RefSeq, a predicted model, not a curated record